AUGAACACUCGAGUAGGCGAACAAAUUCGAGUAACGUCUUCACCAGUGUUCAUCGACGGUUAUACGGAUCCUACGAAUAAUCCGCAAAAAAUCAGCCUGGGACUGUUCUCCAACGUUAAUCGAAAUCCACCGAUUGAAAAUACCCGGCGGCUCAUUGGAAAGGGAGUCAAGCUGACCUACGUGCGUCAUCAGGGCACCCUUUUUGCCGAAUGUGAAUCUGAUUCAGCUAUCUUUGUACAAUCACGGAACUGCAACUACAUUCACGGCUUUCAUCCAACUACUGUCGUCAAAAUUGCUAACAAGUGCUCUCUGAAGAUUUUCGACGAACAAUGCUUCCGAAGGGUUCGUUAUUUAUCCUUUGAGGUCACAGACUUAAAGGCACACUCCAUAAUAACUGAGUGCGACAAUCCUUUCCAU
Messenger RNA from Cooperia oncophora, 417 nucleotides. The record is from the annotation of a GenBank genome assembly. Lineage: Eukaryota; Metazoa; Nematoda; Chromadorea; Rhabditida; Trichostrongylidae.